AUGGCCGCGAAGCAGCUUGUCGAGAAAUUCAUUUCUGAACACGCCAUUGCUAUGUUUAGCAAAUCGUACUGCCCGUACUGCAAGCGUUCGAAGGACGUCAUUUCGAAACUGAACGUGGACCAGAGCAAGGUCGGCGUUCUCGAGCUCGAUCAGACCAACGACGGUAGCGACAUUCAGAACUACCUGAAGGAAAAGACGGAUAAGAGUACUGUGCCGAGCAUUUUUAUUUCUGGCGACUUUAUCGGCGGCUGCGACGACCUUCUUAAGAUCCAGUCCGAUGGCGAGCUUGACAAGCUUGUUGCAAACAUUUAA
Molecule: messenger RNA, 312 nt
Organism: Malassezia vespertilionis
Lineage: Eukaryota; Fungi; Basidiomycota; Malasseziomycetes; Malasseziales; Malasseziaceae
Exons: 2
Coding region: 1-312 (103 amino acids)
Biological process (GO): cellular response to oxidative stress
Cellular component (GO): nucleus; cytoplasm
Molecular function (GO): glutathione disulfide oxidoreductase activity
Source: RefSeq, a predicted model, not a curated record